Nicotiana tabacum (common tobacco) is the source of this 1980-nucleotide messenger RNA. The record is from RefSeq and is a predicted model, not a curated record. NCBI's taxonomy places the organism in Eukaryota, Viridiplantae, Streptophyta, Magnoliopsida, Solanales, Solanaceae.
AUGUACAGCUAUAAGAGGAGCUUCAAUGGCUUUGCUGCCAAACUGUCCGAGGAAGAGAAGAAGAGAAUCGCAAAUAUGGAGGCAGUUGUAUCAGUGUUCCCAAAUGGUAGAAAGGAGCUGCAUACAACUAGGUCAUGGGAUUUCCUGGGUUUUCCUCAAGAAGUUAAAAGAAGAACAAAUGUGGAGAACGACCUUAUUAUAGGAAUGCUAGACACUGGAAUUUGGCCAGAAUCAGAAAGUUUCAAUGACGAAGAUUUUGCUGCUCCCCCAAGCAAGUGGAAGGGCACUUGUCAGGCCUCAGCUAACUUCACUUGCAAUAAAAAAAUCAUCGGAGCCAAGUACUAUCGAGUCAAUGGAGAAUUUCCGCCAGGCGACAUCCAAUCACCAAGAGAUACAGAAGGUCAUGGAUCACACACGGCAUCAAUAGUAGCCGGGCGCUCCGUUAGCAGGGCAAGCUUGUACGGUCUUGGCUCAGGAACAGCUAGAGGAGGAGUGCCUUCUGCAAGGAUAGCUAUAUAUAAAAUAUGCUGGUCUGAUGGUUGUUCUGAUGCUGAUAUCCUAGCAGCAUUUGAUGAUGCAAUUGCAGAUGGAGUUGAUAUAAUCUCACUCUCAGUAGGAGGGUCUUUACCUUAUGAAUACUUUGAAGAUUCAAUAGCCAUUGGAGCUUUCCAUUCUAUGAAGAAUGGAAUCCUCACCUCCAAUUCUGCAGGCAAUUCCGGACCUGAUCCGCAAACGGUAACCAACCUGUCCCCUUGGUCUCUCUCUGUUGCUGCGAGUACCAUUGACAGGAGAUUUGUCACGGACGUGCAAUUAGGAAACGGUGAAGUCUAUGAGGGGGUCUCCAUCAACACUUUUGACCUAGAGGACCAGUACCCACUAGUUUAUGGUGGAGACGUUCCAAAUACUGCGGCAGGGUAUAAUGGAUCUGAAUCCAGGUACUGUGAAGAAAAUUCAUUGGACAAAAGUAAGGUUAGAGGCAAAAUUGUGCUCUGCGAUUGGACUUACAACGGAACAAUUAUUGCUGGAGCUGCUGGAGCUAUAAUGCCGGAUAAUGGAUUCAAAGAUGUUGCAUUCUCUUUCCCCAUAUCAUCUUCAUACUUGAGCACAAAUGAUGGCAACAAUAUUUACAAUUACCUAUAUUAAACACGUAAACCAACUGGAAGAAUUUUGAAAAGUAGUGAAAAGAGAUCAGAAUCUGCCCCUUUUGUUGUUUCCUUUUCAUCAAGAGGACCCAAUCAAAUUACAAAUGACAUUCUAAAGCCUGAUCUAAGCGCACCAGGAGUGGACAUACUAGCAGCUUGGUCUGAAGGUACAACUAUAAGCGGGGUAGUUCCAUACAACAUAAUUUCCGGCACGUCUAUGGCUUGUCCUCAUGCUACAGGAGCAGCUGUCUAUGUUAAAUCAUUCAAUCCAACAUGGUCUCCUGCUGCUAUCAAAUCUGCUCUAAUGAUUACUGCAACACCUAUGAGCUCCAGUGCAAACACUGAGGCAGAAUUAGCAUAUGGAUUUGGUCAAAUAAAUCCAAUAAAGGCUACACAUCCCGGUCUAGUAUAUGACAUGGGAGAAAUUGAUUACAUAAAAUUCUUGUGUGGUCAAGAAUACAGUACCAAGAAUUUGCAGAUUAUUACAGGGGCUAAGACACCUUGUACUUCUGAAACCAAUGUAACUGUUUGGGAUCUAAACUACCCUUCUUUCACAAUUUCUUCUUCGAAAAAUACAAACAUCACCCGAGUAUUUCAUAGGACCGUCACCAACGUUGGUACGCCAGUUUCCACUUACGAGGCAACUGUUGUAGCACCUGAGGGACUCACCAUUCGAGUAGAACCGAGCAUUCUUUCGUUCAGAUCAUUGGGGCAGAAGCAAUCAUUCGUGGUGUCAGUGACGGCAGAGAUAACUGACUCUAUGAUAUCAGGUUCAUUGGUGUGGGAUGACGGGGUGCAUCUAGUUAGGAGUCCUGUUGUUGCUUAUGUUUCUAAUUGA